This is a messenger RNA of Planococcus citri (citrus mealybug), 5799 nucleotides long. RefSeq lists its product as uncharacterized. The record is from RefSeq and is a predicted model, not a curated record. Bases 1568 to 2119 code for a protein of 183 amino acids. The transcript has 10 exons. Lineage: Eukaryota; Metazoa; Arthropoda; Insecta; Hemiptera; Pseudococcidae.
UUAAUAUCUGUACAAUUAUAUAAACAUACAUGUAUUAUUCUCUUCAGCGUUACUCAAUAAGACCGACACCAAUUAUUCUCAUUACCGUUCUCGGCUCGAAGCACUGGACGGAUUUAGGAAUAGUAGCAUCAGAUCACAAGAGCCAACACUGGGCAACUUUUGGUAGCCCAGCUUCUUCUAUAUAUAUUGAUCGGAUACGUAACUCAUCUGCGAGAAGCGUUCCGGCGCAGUACGUAGCGGUUCCCUGCACGCCCCCUACCCACUACAUUGCCCCCCGAGCCGUCCAAGGGGUCACCUUGAAUCGGCGCGGAAGCCACGCAGCGGGGGAAGGGGGGUGCCACCGAUCCUACUUUUCAAUCAGAGGCCGGAUAGCCAAAGAUUUACAAGUAGGGCGUACUUUCCCUAGACCAAUUUUUAAAACAAAUAUCGAAAGAUGGAGAGACUCGGUUCAAAGAACCCCCUACUUUAAUUCUAAUUUCAUUAAAACAAUAAAAAAUUCUUAAUACUAAGUAUAAAAUAACAAAAAAUUGGCAAAAACGCCGGUCAAUUAAAAAAAUGAAAAACAUUAUAACAUAGUUAAAAAUAUCGACUGUACACAGCGCUAUAGUAGCGUCACGAAAAAAAAUGAAGGUUGGCAGCAGUGGCCGAAAAUCAAACAACAACAGCAUCGUGUUUGUAAACACGACGAUAAAAACUGGUUGACAAUUCCAAAAUUUACAAUUUUUUAUUAAAUUUUGAGUUUUUUACCCUACAAAUUCUCGCUUAAAUGCGGUAACUGCAAAGGACGAUGUUGUCGACGAUGUUUUUCGACGCUGGAUACGAUGACCGGCCACUCAACCGCAUAUUUCAGGAUGACUCAUCUCACUACUCAUUGCUGCUGGUAAGUACUACAUCUCACACUUACUAUUGUUUUACUAUUUUUUACUAAGAUUGUUUCAUUUUACUUUACAGGUAUUUUUAUCCAUGGUGAAAAUUUCCAUAGUUCAAUAUGGAACCGAAGACUUUUCUCAAUUUAUUUGAAUUGAAUUUUGAUUUUUGCUCGGUAUCUACGGUUACUUAGGUCGAACGUUACGAUGAAAUGAUUUUUGAUUUUACCUUUUUCUUCUUCGAGCGUUUUUGCGAGGUGUUUUUACACAUAAAUAACAGGUACAAUACUAUUUAUCGUUUUUUGUCGUUUUAUUUGGUACGAGUUCUUAUAAUUAAUAUCACAGUUAUUUCUUGUUUUUUAAUCAUCUUCCAGGAGUUUUUCUAGCACGAAAUCCGCCGGAAAUACUUCGACCUUGUGCCUUGCUGGAAUUGUUCGCUGCGAUAAUACCGUGAAAGAACGGUUAAUUAUUGUCACCACAUUCACCGUCACCGGAGGUGUAAUGACGUGCACCCGUACCAUUUCUUGUUCUGAAACAGAAAACACAUUCAUCGUUCUGCGAGGUCUUCUUGACCUGCGUGAUGCACGAUUUGGGUAGCUCGACCCCCGAAGGUACUCGGCAUAGUUUUGUGGCGGUUGAUUGUACGAUUCGCAAUAUUGGUCAGGCGGAUACCGAUUGCCUGCAUUUUGCUGAUAGGUUUGAUGGUUGGUUUGUUGGCGAUUGGGCUGUCUGAACCUGUUGCCCAUGUUCGGCUUGAACUUUCGCUUCAGUGGUCGUUGACCUUGCCCCCUGGGCAUUUGGUGCCUUUGUUUUGGCUUUGGGUGAUCGUAUUUCGGUGGCUGUCGCUAGCCGAGUUAUUUUCCGAAGAUUCUGACGAUGGAGCCAACUUUUUUCCGGUAGCCAAUUCGAGCUCUCGAAAUAAAUAUUCGACUAAGUCGUUGGAAGAUGACGCGAAACUUAGUGGCGAAUACGCUGACGACGAUCUCACCGGUCGCUGUUGUAUUUUAUCAUCGUCGGAGUCGAACAAUGAUUCGACGUGUUUGUUCUGGUUUGCAGUUAACGACGGCGAGACACUUUUGGCAGAUACCUUCGGCAAUGGUACUGGUGACUUCGGAGGUUUAGCAGUUUUGGCGGUUGCUUUUGUCGUUGGUUCGGAUUUUUUCUCGGUGGCUUUCGAUUGUUUCUCGUUGCGCUUCGCUUUUUUGGUGCGCUUAGACUUCUUUUUAGUUGAUUUGGAGGAGAGGUACCGAUGAUUUUAGGUAUUUUAAACUCAGAAAUCUUACCUUCGUUCUCGACGACGGGUAUCUCUUCGAAAGAAGUACCAGCGAUUUGCAUCGAAUGGCGGCGGAUCGGCGGCGAAUUUUGGGGCGAAUCGUCGGUCUCGGAUUUCAAAAGCUUGUCUUCGAGUUGCUUGGCUGCUAUCUCGUCGGUUUCAUCUGGCUCGGAUAAUGAUGUCGAGCUUGGAGAUUUCGACGGUGACGACGACGAUCGGUUCGACGAAGAGGACGACGCCGACGAUGACGACGACGAACUCGACGAAGAAGAAGAAGAAGAAGACGACGAUUCUGAGUCAGCUUUUUUAGACUCUUGAUACGGUGACGGUGAUUUUUCCCGUUCAUUUACCGGCGAUACAUUUAACGAUUGAUUAUUGUUCGAUUCGUCGUCCAUACUAGCAACAGAAAAUUACAGGCCACGUUUUAUCGAUCACGUUUUAUUUGGUAAGUUUUUUAAUUGAAUUAUUUUUAAAAUUAAAUGAUUAUUAGCUUUACCUUGUAGAUUUAUUCGACGGAUUGAUCAGCUUAUAGAACUAAUUGAGUUCUUUUUCCAGAAUUCACACGUAGGAUUGGAACCCAAUUUGGCGAGCACGUUUUCACGAUGCAGAUUUCGGUGCUGAGCAAUUUUUCACGCUUUUUUCGCGAAGAAGAAUCACUUUUAUUACUCAGAGCAUUGGGGAAAUAAUAUGUUCGUUCGAAGAUGGUGGCAAGCCUGGCACUGCCAAGAUGACCAUACCAGUGAUGCAGAUAAUUCACUACUUCAGCAAACAAAUUUUCAGGCAUGAACUGACGAACAUGACGAUGUUGUCUCGGUUUUCAUCGUCCUUUUGGUAGAUGACCGCAUUCACCGUGUCAUUGUCGUGGGCCACUUCAAUGAAGAAUUCGCGAUCUGGAUCUGGAGCAAUUCCGCAGAAUUUGCUGAUUUUUGGUCAGCUGGAAGAUCGCUGUUGGUAUUGCUGUCAACUUGGGUUUUUUCAACUUCAGCUACUAGUACUUGUUGAGGUGACUCGGAUAUAUUAUCGGUCUGUACUGCCUUAUUCGAUGUUUUGUUAUUGGUUUGCUUCUUUUUUUCUUUUUCAGCUGCUUCGAACUCUUGCAUGCAUUUUGUGAAUGAAAACGGUUCGUUUGUUUGCUGCCGGGUGGAAUUUGCCACUCCUGAAUUGGCCACUGGAAUUGAAGAUGUCGGCUGUUCAAAUGAAUCGAUCGGUGGUGUUAUUACUAUUUUAGGUGUAUUUGAUACGCUCGUUUGAGUUGCAAUAUUAUUUUGUGCAUUUUUAUCGACGUGUUUUUCGCUUGAUUUUGCAUUUUGUUGUUGUUGUCUUUCCAUGUAUUCCCCUCCUUGGUCCUUGUAUUUUGAAUUUUCGAAAAUUUGCGUCUUGGAGUUUAAGGUCGUAGCAUUUUUUGGAACUACUUUUUUCGACUUUUUACAUUUUUUAUUUUUAUUCUUUUUUCUUCGAUUUUGGGAGUCUAACUUCGCGAGUAAAAUUUCAUAAUCGAUUUGUUCGAUCUCUCGACCCUCGAUAAUUUGUUCUACUUCGCGAACCAUUGCUACGUGGCAUGGUUUUAACAUGUAUUUUUUCAUAGGUGGUUUAUUUGAUCGAUGAUUUUUCUCAAAUAGGUGCCUAUUAAUUUUUACAUUUCCAAAUUCGGUUUUUUCGAUCGCGUUAGCUUGAUUUUUACGAAGAAACAUAUCAGCUUGAGAUGUUAGGAGGUGGGUUUUUGUAAUUUGAGUGAUUUUUUGAAACAAUCUGCGCAAGGCAAGAUAUCUUUUCAACGUUUUCGCGUUUUUUCUCUCUUUUACAUAGGGUAACAGUAUAGGAAAAUUAACAUAGAUGUUUUCACCGCCAUUUUCGCGUAUAUGGUCGAUAGUAUCGACCAUAUAUUCUUUGAUGUAGGCGAAGGGGGCGAAGAUAUCGUUGACUUCGUCCUCCCCAAUCGAUAAAAUUACAUUUUUGUUGAAAUUUUUCAUUUUCUUAAUAUGCAGCCAAUGCUGCUCAAUUGUUCGGUUGUUUGAAAUUCGAUUUGCCACUGCGCCUUCUCCUAUUCGGUCGUAUAUUUCAUUUUUUAUUUUAUACGUCCUACCCCCACCUCUCGUUGCAGUCUGUUUGACCACAUACAUCGUCAAUUUCCGUUUUUUGAACCCCCAGGCUUAGAAUUUUGAUAAAACAGUUGCUCUGGGGUUGGUUGGGGAAUUGAUUGGGAGUUUGGUGCUUGAGGUGCUUGAUUUUGGGGGGUACCAUUUUGCAUAUUUUGGAUGCUUAAAUCGCCUCUAGCACCUUGACCGGUUGAAUUGAAUUUUGGAGGGGGUUUUCUCCAUUGUGUCUCCGGUACAUACGAUCCAUAGUUUCCUCUACCUCGAUAAUUAAAAUUUCUAACUCGUACCUCGUGGAAAUUGGGUAUAAAAUUUUUACCUUUGUAAUUUGAAACUCUUGGUUUCUCUUGUUGAAUUUCUCUGGCUUCUUCUGUUGCUUGGGGAUCCGUUUUCUGAUGGAAAUUUGUAUGUACGUAUUUCGUCGAAUGGACGUACAUAGCUAGAUAUUCAUCAGUCACUGAUUUCUUUGCCACAGUAAGUUUCUUCACGAGGUCUUCCUUAGUAUUCAACUCUUCGAGGUUCAUUUUAUUCUGGAUUGCAUGGGGGAUUUUUUCGAGAAUUUUAUCAAUGAUUUGCUCGGCUGUUAGUUUGGUAGCCGCUAACGUAUCAUACCACAUAGAAAAAUAUUCGAUAUAGUCGGCCAUUGUUUUUAUUUUUUCGACAUUAUCGGUUCUAAAGUACUCAAUGGCGGAUUGUUUCGCCGUUUGGUCCCAAUAUAGAUUUAAAAAUUGCGGUAUUAAUUUUUCUAAUUCUUCCCCUUCUUGAAUUUUGGUUUCCCAAGCUUGUGUUUUAUACUCUACACAAGAAAUAAAUAACAUGCGACGAUUUACAGGGCUUAGGUUUUGCUCAAUCUCUUUUGUUUGAAAUUGUUUAACAAAUCUGACCGGAUGGUGUAUCAUUUUCUGAGUGAACAUCGUAGCACUUUUCCUGAAAAGUUCAAUAAAGACCAAUUCAGAUGAGGAUUUCUCUCCUCCUGCCUGUGCCACUCUCGCUUCAGCACCUUUCAACAAGAUCUCUACGGUCUUUUUCAUUUCUUGUUCAUUGUUUUGCCACAUAGUAGUACUUUCAUUUUUUAAUUCGUCGAUGAUAGAAUUUUUAAAAGAUACUAUUGCUUCGCCUACGUCUUUAUUCGUUUCAGUACACCAUUUUCCCAUUAAUUCGUUGACAGAUUUAUCAACCGAAGAUUCCAACUCUUUCACUUUUUCAUUGUGUUUUGCUAGAUAGGUAGCUUCGAUUUCUUUUACCUUCUCAUCUAAUUUGGUCUUGUAAUUAGUCUCUAGCUCAGUUGCUUUAUCUUCGAAUUGCUUCUUAAUCUGGUCUUCGAUUAAUGUUUUAAAAUCACUAAAUUCCUGUUGAGAAACCAUUUUGAUUUUAUUUUUUCUGGUUUUUACGUAUAUAGGUAGUGAUUUAUCAAUCAAAAGAUUACUACGGUGCCUACGAAUUUGUGGUGGAGUGAUUCUAGCAGGACUUGAAUCUUCCACUAAAAAACGACGCGGGGUAUUAUUUUUAUCCGUUUUUGAUUAAUUUUUUAAUUGUUCAAUUUCAAGAAUAAAUUCUUGUUCGGAUA